UUCGUCAACGUUCUAAAAUUUUCAAACCAAGACCUUUCAAGCCAUAUGAUGCUUCAAAACCAUUUGUCAGUCCACUCAAAAAACCUGUCGCAAAAAUUGUUGAAGAAGAUACUCAGGAAAUUCUUCCAGCCGUUGAUUCAAAUUCUACUCAGGAAAUGCCUAGAAUUAUUGUUGAAAACU
This is a messenger RNA of Racocetra fulgida, 180 nucleotides long. NCBI's taxonomy places the organism in Eukaryota, Fungi, Glomeromycota, Glomeromycetes, Diversisporales, Gigasporaceae. The record is from the annotation of a GenBank genome assembly.